This is a messenger RNA of Rhipicephalus microplus (southern cattle tick), 659 nucleotides long. RefSeq lists its product as uncharacterized. Lineage: Eukaryota; Metazoa; Arthropoda; Arachnida; Ixodida; Ixodidae. The record is from RefSeq and is a predicted model, not a curated record.
GUUCCCACGGAUAGUACUUCUAAGCCUACGCCCACAUUUGAAAAUUACGUGCUUCGGAUUUCACGGGCUGCGCUAGCAGAGCGUUGUGUAAUACGACACCGGUGGCAUGCUGGCGCGGCCUGAAGUUUCCUGCGCAGUGGUAGGUUGCCCCGUAGAGCUAGGCUGCACGACACAAGAAAAAGGAACUGUUGAAGACUUCCGAACGAAACCAAUGAAUACAAGGACAUUCAAGGUCGUCAGCCUGCUUUGGGCAGCGAUGGCCUUGUGUCUGCUUGUUGGUCAGACGGAGGGAAUAGUAUGUUCACCUGGCGUCUGCGAGCAAGAGACGUGUGAACCCAUUGACGAAUCUACCUGCGACGGAAUUGUGAAACCACGAGCAACUUUCUGCCAGUGUUGUCCGGCUUGCAUCAGACUUCUCCGGGAAAACGACUCCUGCUUCAGUCUUCUGCUCAGCGGAGGAGGGCCACCAAAGGCAGAAUGUGGCAAGGGCCUAUACUGUGAUCCCAGUACAACAAAGUGUGUUCCUCUGCAAGCAGCGUGAUUUCAAUACCUUGCAGUUUUGUUAGUGACCAACGCAGUAGCAAUAUGGCUAUCGUUUAGCAUCGAAUGUUCAACGAAACAAAUGAUGAAAAACUAAUAAAGUUCUUCUGUUCCCUGUG